CGGCCGCCGCUCGCCAUACGAGUAACGAACGAUAAGCGAUACAAACAUGAGCCUAAAGUACACUGCGAUUCUCGCGCUCGGCCUCCUGGCAGCCGCGUCCUGUGAGGAUGUGAAGCUGCGGAGGCGACAGGGGGACAAGGGGGGAGCAGAGCAGCACCCACUGGCGGCCAUCGAGCAGCAGCUGACACAGACCCUGGCGCACCACUACCUGUGGCCCUGGAGGCAGCUGUUCGAGGCCGCCGCCGCGCUGGACGACGACUCCUGGGACGAGCCGCAGGUCGUCAGCGACGACAACAAGUUCGAAGUCAGCCUCAACGUCAAGCGGUUCAAGCCUGACGAGCUGAGGGUCCGCGUCAAGAACCGCCACAUGCUAGUGGAGGGGAAGCAGAAGCUCACAGCUGAUACCCACAAGUUCGCGCUGAACCACUUCGUGCAGAACUUCGUGCUGCCCGCGGGCACCGUGCAGGACGAGGUCACCGCCGUGCUGAAGGAGAACGGAGUGCUCACCGUGUCCGCGCCCAAGCACAAGGUGCCUCCGCCGCCGCCCGAGAGGGAGGUGCCCAUUGUUGUGCUGCUGCCGGAGACCACCACCGCGAAGGAAGUGGUGACAGCAUCCACGGAGAAGAAGGAAGAGGUGACGGAGGCGGCAGACUCCUCGAGCACGGCGGCGCCGCUGGAGCAGCUCGAGCCGGAGAGCACCACACACGUCGGCAAGAUCAGGAAGAAGGAGCUCAAGACCAGCGUGAAGACCACCAAAGAUAACGAAGUCUCCAAGGGAAUCCGGGACGGCAACGAGCUAGAUUACGCCCUAAUAGAACCGGACACGGAAUAGCCUAAUUUAGCAGAUAUCAAAUUGGUGCCAAAAGACUGAAUGAGCUUUAACGUGAUAGAAAAAGAGUGGUUUUCGUUCGCCGCUCCAGUGAGGAAUCUAGUUAUGUUUGUGCUCUCCUUAAUGUAAGUUUGUUUUAUAUGAAUAAAACGUUAUUUAUUGUAA
Messenger RNA from Plutella xylostella (diamondback moth), 994 nucleotides. RefSeq lists its product as uncharacterized. Gene Ontology annotation, cellular component: nucleus; cytoplasm. The record is from RefSeq and is a predicted model, not a curated record. NCBI's taxonomy places the organism in Eukaryota, Metazoa, Arthropoda, Insecta, Lepidoptera, Plutellidae. Gene Ontology annotation, biological process: protein refolding; response to heat.